CAGUGACGGAUCAGGGAGGAGCCUAGUCCUAGUCUGGAGCGCUCGGGUUGAGGGAGGAGGAGAAGGAAAGAGGAAGAGUGUAAACGAGAGGGAGGGGAGAGAAAGAAAGAGAGAGAGAGACAGAGAGGGUGGCCUCUCGAAGCCGGUGUUUAUUUCCAAGGAAGUGCUAACGGUACUCGCGCUGGGGAAGUGGAGCUUUCCUGAGCGGGAAAAAGCCAGGAGAGAUUCCUUGCUCUCAACGCCAGCCGACCCGGAAUAGGGUCAGCGCUCCCAAGAAUCUCCCCAGUGCGGCAGCAGGAACUGCCCCGGCUUCCCGUCAGAAACUCCCAGCGGGGAUCACCGCAGCCCGAGAAGGAGUUACCGGACAACCAGGAAAAGAGGGAGCCGGCCCUGUUGCUGGAUAUACCCACACGCUCUCCUCUCUUCCUCCUACCGAGACUACUCCUAUCUGUCCAUCACAGAGAGACAGAAAGAGAAGAGGACAGACAGAGGGGGUGAGAAGACAGCGUUUAGAGGGAAAGAGACCGCUAGCCGGAGAGUUGGAGAGUUGGAGCGAUCAUUACGCCGUGCAGGCGUCUGAUCCUCUGUGCUGAAAACAGGAAGGAGAUGGAGGACUGGAUGGCGGCUCUCAAGAGUGUCCAGAACCGGGAGCACUUUGAGACCACCCAGUACAGCAUGGACCACUUCUCCGGGAUGCACAACUGGUAUGCCUGUUCCCACGCCAGGCCCACAUACUGUAACGUCUGCAGGGAAGCGCUGUCCGGAGUCACCUCACACGGACUGUCCUGUGAAGUGUGCAAGUUUAAAGCCCAUAAACGAUGUGCCGUACGUGCCACCAACAACUGCAAGUGGACCACAUUAGCCUCCAUUGGCAAGGACAUAAUCGAGGACGAGGACGGGAUUUCUAUGCCCCACCAGUGGCUGGAGGGUAACCUGCCGGUCAGUGCAAAGUGCACAGUGUGUGAUAAGACCUGUGGCAGCGUCCUGAGACUACAGGACUGGCGCUGCCUCUGGUGCAAAGCCAUGGUCCACACGACUUGUAAGGAGCAGCUCUCCACUAAGUGUCCUCUUGGUCAGUGUAAAGUGUCGGUCAUCCCCCCGACGGCCCUCAACAGCAUCGACUCAGACGGCUUCUGGAAGGCCACGUGCCCCCCCUCGUGCACCAGUCCGCUGCUGGUCUUUGUCAACUCCAAGAGCGGAGACAACCAGGGCGUCAAGUUCCUGCGCCGCUUCAAGCAACUGCUCAACCCGGCGCAGGUGUUCGACCUCAUGAACGGGGGACCGCACCUCGGCCUGCGACUGUUCCAGAAGUUCGACACCUUCCGGAUCCUGGUAUGUGGAGGUGAUGGCAGUGUGGGCUGGGUGCUCUCAGAGAUUGACACACUCACCCUCCACAAGCAGUGCCAGCUGGGUGUGCUGCCGCUGGGCACAGGGAACGACCUGGCGCGCGUGCUGGGCUGGGGGUCGGCCUGCGACGACGACGCGCAGCUGCCACAGAUCCUGGAGAAACUGGAGCGGGCCAGCACCAAGAUGCUGGACAGGUGGAGCAUCAUGGUGUAUGAGACAAAGUUCCCACGGCAACACUCCAGCUCCACGGUGACCGAGGACUGUAGCGAUGACUCAGAGGUACAGGUGCAGCAGAUCCUGACCUAUGAGGAUUCUGUGGCGGCACACCUGUCUAAGAUACUGUCCUCAGAUCAGCACUCCGUGGUCAUCUCCUCCGCCAAGGUUCUGUGCGAGACGGUCAAGGACUUUGUAGCCAGAGUGGGGAAGGCCUACGAGAAGAACACAGAGAGCUCCGAGGAGUCAGAGGCCAUGGCUAAGAAGUGUGGAGUGCUGAAGGAGAAGCUGGACUCCCUGCUGAAGACGCUGAGCGAGGAGGCCCAGGCGUCCAGCGUCAUGCCCACGCCUCCCCCCACCAUCGCGGAGGAGCAGGAGGAGGGCGAGGGCCUACUGGUGCCCCCCGUGGCCACGCCCGCUCCCGCACCCGUGCCCCCGUCCGCCGCCACCACUGCCAUCGCCACCUGCUCCCCCCGCAGCACCAGCGCCAUCUUUAAGCCCCGCGAGCAGCUGAUGCUCCGAGCCAACAGCCUGAAGAAGGCCAUCAGGCAGAUCAUAGAGCACACGGAGAAAGCCGUGGAUGAGCAGAACGCUCAGACGCAGGAGGUCUUUGCUCUGGGGCCGGACGAGGAGGAGGAAGAGGAGGAAGAGGAUAAGGUCUCUCUGCAGUCGUCCCACAGCGGGGGCAACAGGAGGCCCCCCCCCCGCAGAGUUGCUAAGACGCCAUGUGAGAAACUCAUUAGUAAGGGAGGCUUGUCUCUAGGGAGCUCUGCAUCACUUCCUGCCCAGACAGGAAGUAGGGACAACAUGCCGAUGCUCAACACAAAGUUCCUCUACCCAAGUCUCAGGGCAGGGAUGUCGGGGUCUCUGUCCAGUAGCUCAGUCAUCAGCAGAUUGCUGGUCAACGCUGACCCAUUCAACUGUGACCCUGAGAACCUGGACUGUUACACCGAGAAGUGUGUGAUGAACAACUACUUUGGGAUCGGGCUGGACGCCAAGAUCUCCCUGGACUUCAACAACAAGAGGGACGAGCACCCAGAGAAGUGCCGGAGUCGCACUAAGAACAUGAUGUGGUAUGGAGUACUAGGCACCAAGGAGCUGCUGCACCGCACUUACAAGAACCUGGAGCAGAAAGUGCUUCUAGAGUGUGACGGGCGGCCCAUCCCCCUGCCCAGCCUGCAGGGUAUCGCGGUGCUAAACAUCCCCAGCUACGCCGGCGGAACCAACUUCUGGGGUGGAACCAAAGAGGACGAUACGUUCACGGCGCCCUCUUUCGAUGAUAAGGUCCUGGAGGUGGUGGCAGUGUUUGGCAGCAUGCAGAUGGCCGUGUCACGUGUCAUCAACCUGCAGCACCACCGCAUUGCACAGUGCCGCAUGGUGAAGAUCACCAUCCUGGGAGAUGAGGGCGUGCCGGUGCAGGUGGACGGGGAGGCUUGGCUCCAGCCGCCAGGCUACAUCCGCAUCAUCCACAAGAACCGCACACAGACCCUUACACGUGAUAGGGCAUUUGAGAACACGCUGAAGUCCUGGGAGGACAAGCAGAAGUGCGAGUUUCCACGGCAACCACCCCAGCAUGCACUGCAGCCAGAGACAGUGUCUGAGGAGGAGGCAUCCCAGAUCAACCAGUUUGGCCAGGCAGCAGGAGCACUCAUACACAGCAUCCGGGAGAUUGCAAAGUCCCACCCCAGCAUGGAGCAGGAGCUUGCUCACGCGGUCAACGCCAGCUCCAAAUCUAUGGACGUGGUCUACGCCAACUCCAAGAGCGCAGGCGGCCUGGACUGUAGCGUCGUGGGUCAGAUGGUCAGUAACGUGAAGGCUCUUCACAGUGAAACUGAGCUGCUUCUGGCUGGGAAGAUGUGUAUGCAGUUGGACCCUCCCCAGAAGGAGCAGCUGUCUGGCACCCUUGGCAGUGUGGCCCAGCAGCUCCUGGGCCUGGCAGACAUCCCGUGGUUGUGCCAGCUCAUCGAGCCCACUGACGACGAGGAAAACCUGACGGACUUCUCCAAGCGUAGUCGCAGUGCCAAAUUCCGCCUAGUGCCCAAGUUCAAGAAAGACAAGAACAACAAAAACAAAGAGACAUGCGCCACUCUCAACCUGCCAGUGGACCAGUGGGGUACAGAGGAGGUGGCGGCCUGGCUGGAUCUGAUCUGCCUGACCGAGUACAAGGAGAUCUUUAUCGGGCACGAUGUGCGGGGGUCGGAGCUCCUGCACCUAGAGAGGAGGGACCUCAAGGAUCUGGGGGUGACCAAGGUGGGUCACAUGAAGAGAAUUCUACAGGGUAUCAGAGACUUGAGCCGCAACAGCUCAGCCAGCGAGGCCUAAACGCCUUCCUCUCUGCCUGCGUCUGCGGACCCAGCCAAUCAGACGAGCCCUGACGCCCUCAGCGCUGACAUGCCCCCUCUGCCACCCACUCUCCCAUUUGCCGGGACCAAUGCAGUAUCGCCCAAUCAGAGUCCACUCUAGGACUGAGACCAACCAACUCCAGUGCCUUCAUGUGCCCGCCUCCAUGACAUCAUUACUUUGGGAGACUUGAAAAUGUCAUUUCAUAAUGGAGGGAGGUACCAGAAGCCAAUCAUCAUCAUGAUCAUCAUCAUAUUAGGCUCAUACCAGUAUCAUCAGAUGGGUGGGUGGGUGGAUGGGUGGGGUAAGAGAAAACAUUAAAAGGAAAUAAUCAUAGUCUGAAAUAAAGUGGCGUUAGGAACAAAGGUUUUAGGAACAAGCACAGCCAACAAGAAAACUCAACUACCCAGAAAUGCCUGAUGAUCAGUGAGCCCUUGUUAGGGCUCAGCUGGCCUUACAUAGGUGAACUAGCACACUUACAGACCUUAAAGAAACUAGUGCUGGAAGGACAAUAGUGAAAAAUGUAGGGAUUUUUAAUAAGUUGUUUCAACUGGCUGGAGCUAGCAAAUUACUAAAUGACUGAUGUUUUCUUUUGUAUGAAAAUCUAUAUUUAUUUUAUGUAUGUGUUCUAUGUUGAAAUGUAUUUUCCUCAUGUUCCGAGCAUCAUGGUAUGUUCUGAGCUGACGUAGAACGUCAAGGAAGCACGCUCCCUUAGCCAGACGACGGGAACAGUUCUGAUAUAGAACGGUUCUACAAAGUAACAGCAGUGACAAUCAAUGUACCAAACCAACCAACAACUCAAUCAACUUAUCAACAACUGACCUCCAGUAUAUACCCAGGAUUAGCCAUAAGUCUCUCUCUCUUCACUGUGUCCCCUUUAGGGCUGUGUCCUCUCAGAUAAAGAUUAGAAAAGUAGAGUGGAGGACUUGAUAAUGAUGCCUGCCUUUAAAAGAAUGUACAGGGCUCAACACUGUGUGUUCCAGAGUGCUAAGGGCUCAACCUCACCACAGCGCUCCAGUAUGCCUUAAACUCCCCACCAACCCGACAGCCAAUCACAUAUCAGUCAGGGCUCUGGGUAGGCGGAGUCCUGGAACACACUCCGCCCCCUAAAACAUCUGCAUCAGGUACAUUAUUGUACUUGGCCAGGAAAACACACAAACAAACAACUUCUGCCUUGUAAUUAAUGAACAUGUGUAAUAUCCAGCAGUGCAUAUAUCGUUGUUUCAUUUUUGUCGGUUUUGUCUUGUGUGGACAGAUUUAUCAUGAUCAUAUCAGGGAUCCUCAAAAGGACCCAAUAUUAAGGGUGUCCUCUCUCUGCCUAUCUAGAAUUGAGAGCUCCCAAGGGCAUCCUUCCCAUCUGCCUGUCCAGUAUUUAUUGAUAAAUUAUAAAUACAUGUACGUGAUACUGUUGGCUGUACUUUUCCCGUCUAUAUGUAAAUAAACCCCUAUCAGGAGUGUAUAUACGGUCUUGUACAGUGGAGCUGUCAUGCUGUUAAUAAAAAUAUUGGUUUGUGUAAUGUU
Clupea harengus (Atlantic herring) is the source of this 5421-nucleotide messenger RNA. It is a transcript of the gene dgkd, whose product is annotated as diacylglycerol kinase delta. Gene Ontology annotation, biological process: phospholipase C-activating G protein-coupled receptor signaling pathway. Gene Ontology annotation, cellular component: plasma membrane. Gene Ontology annotation, molecular function: protein heterodimerization activity; protein homodimerization activity; ATP-dependent diacylglycerol kinase activity. NCBI's taxonomy places the organism in Eukaryota, Metazoa, Chordata, Actinopteri, Clupeiformes, Clupeidae. The record is from RefSeq and is a predicted model, not a curated record.